UUCUCCCCAGCUGGUCCUUUCCAACUCCAACCAACCCUCCCCACCAAAGAAAAAGAAGAGAAAACCAGGAGAAACCUCCUACCCCUUCGCUUCAGUUCUCAUUGUUUUUCUACUUCUCGUGAAGAAGGAAAAGAAAAGCAUCUUUUAAUCUCCCAUGGAGUUCUCCAGAACACGUGAAGACCUCGUUUACAUCGCCAAGCUCUCUGAACAAGCCGAACGCUUUGAAGAUAUGGUGGCUACAAUGAAAAAACUAGCGGAGCUUGAUGUGGAACUGACCGUAGAGGAGCGAAACCUGCUCUCAGUUGGGUACAAGAACGUGAUCGGUGCUCGAAGAGCAUCGUGGAGGAUCUUAUCUUCCAUUGAGCAAAAAGAAGAGACCAAAGGGAAUGAGCAAAAUGUUAAACGAAUUAAAGGGUACAGGCAGAACGUGGAAUUGGAGUUGUCCAACAUUUGUAAAGAUAUUAUGGGUGUGAUCAAUGAGCAUCUCAUUCCUUCUUGCAUAGGAGGAGAGUCCACUGUGUUUUACUAUAAAAUGAAAGGGGAUUAUUAUAGGUAUUUGGCGGAGUUUAAGAUGGGUGAUGAGAGAAAUGAGGUUGCUGAUCAAUCCAUGAAAGCAUAUCAGUCAGCAACUACUACAGCAGAAGCUGAGUUGGCUCCUACACAUCCAAUUCGGUUGGGUUUGGCCUUGAACUUCUCUGUCUUUUAUUAUGAAAUUAUGAACUCUCCUGAAAGGGCAUGUCAUCUUGCUAAGCAAGCUUUUGAUGAAGCUAUCUCGGAGUUGGAUACUUUGAGUGAGGAGUCAUAUAAAGAUAGCACAUUGAUCAUGCAGCUCUUAAGAGACAACCUUACUUUAUGGACUUCUGACAUCUCAGAGGAUGGAGAAGAAGCUCAGAAGAUUGGUGCUGCUAAAGGUGGUGACGGAGAGGAAUGAAGUUGUCUAAGUGGGUUGCAACCUGUGUCAUGAAAGGAAGUAGCACCUCUGUAACUCUAGGAGUUACACCCAGUUUUCAGAAGAGUUUCAACUAUUUUCAUUUUCUGAUUAGCAUCUGGGUGUUUUAGCUAUGACUGUUGGAUGUUUGGACUGUCAAGUGUUGAUUACAUUUUUACAUUUUCUGCAGCCUAUCAAGUACAUCCCUCUGAAUCAAAAUAGAAACACUUUCAGGGAUACUUUUUCUGCUUCAUUUGCUGCUUUGUUCAUUGAAAUUCCAAACCCAUUUUUGGAAAAA
Molecule: messenger RNA, 1226 nt
Organism: Theobroma umbraticum
Lineage: Eukaryota; Viridiplantae; Streptophyta; Magnoliopsida; Malvales; Malvaceae
Product: 14-3-3-like protein D
Source: RefSeq, a predicted model, not a curated record